Messenger RNA from Nerophis lumbriciformis (worm pipefish), 1131 nucleotides. RefSeq lists its product as uncharacterized. The record is from RefSeq and is a predicted model, not a curated record. Lineage: Eukaryota; Metazoa; Chordata; Actinopteri; Syngnathiformes; Syngnathidae.
AUUUUUUUUGAAGUUUGAAGAAGGGGCGGGGCCGUGCGAACAAAGCUCUUUGUUCGUUUGUCUUAUUAUGAACGCACUUGUAAUGUCUUUCAUCAAUUACUGAUAACAUGUUUUGUUAUGAUACAUAUUUUGUUGAGCUGUAGAGGAGGGAUGCAUGCAAAGAUACGGCACGCCAAGCAAAAGGUGUGGUUAUUAAUUGUGUAGAGACAUCAUUCAGAGCUUUGGAAAUACUUCUUGCAAGGGUGCAUCAUGGGAAACAAGUUAAUCCGGAAGCGAGAGUCUCCAGUCGGCAGUGCUGCUAGCCCAGAGCAGAAACCGACCAAGGACCAAACGGUGGCUCCUGAUGGCACACCGGAUCAGAAGACGGUGCCAGCGGAGAAGCUGGACGUGGUGGUCGGGGAGGAAGUAGCAAAGGUGUCAUGUCUGCCCGGUGAACAGUGCGUGUCCAAGCUUGAAACCGCCCCAGAAGCUGAUCCCAAACCCAAUCUGGAGGCGUGUGCGGUUGAGCCCGCGCCAGAGCCGACACCGGCCGUAGACGGAGAGAAUGACCUAUCAUCCAUGUCUUCAUCCCCUUCAGUUGAGAUGAGUACGCCUGAUGGCACCCCGCAGCCUUACCAGACUCCCACAGAGGUCCUGUUGAGCGAGGGAGCUGGGGACGACGCAGCAGCAGCCCUUGAGAGUUCUUCGUUGGAUCCGGAAACACCUGAAGAGGAACCAGAACCGGCUGAAAAGCCAGCAGAAGUGGAGGCUGCUGGAGAUACGAAGCAAAGGGAGGAAAGCGUCAACGAAUCCCUGAAAGAGUUGAACCUAAAUGCAGGAACCGAGUCAGACCUCCUGGACGACAUUCCCAUAGACACAUGCACCGACACCGCUCAGGUCAUGUGACCCUUCUGCCUUUACAAGAAUCCUCCAGAAUGUUGUCACGCCAAAGGUAAAUACUUAUGCUGGUGUUGGGGAGUGCAUAGUUGGACAGAAGACAUUUUUACUUUCUGCAAAUUCAGUCCAUUUCUAAUGAUUGUACAAAAAGUGGGAGGCGUAAACCACUACAGAUGGACAAUGUAACCAAGUUUUCCAUGAAUACACUUCUGAAAAGUCUUCCCUUUAAAAUAAAGUUAUUAAUACUCACUAUGA